CAUAUAUAGCUUCUAUAAAUGCUUCUCUUUCCUCUCGAAUAAUCUUCCCUCAUUUCUACACUCACCUUCCUCUCUACAUAAACCCUAUCUCUGCUUCACUCUUCCUCAAACUCUCUCUUUAUUCUAGUUCUCUCUCUCGCUGCUCUGUUCUUUCUCUCUCUCUCUUUCCCUCUCCCUCUCUCUAAUAGGAAAAUAUGACGGUGGUGAGAGAGUACGACCCGAGCCGAGACUUAGCCGGCGUGGAAGAUGUGGAGCGACGGUGUGAGGUCGGACCAAGCGGCAAGCUUUCUCUCUUCACCGACCUUUUGGGUGACCCGAUUUGUAGGAUCCGACAUUCACCUUCUUUCCUUAUGUUGGUGGCUGAGAUGGGUACGGAGAAGAAGGAGAUAGUGGGCAUGAUUAGAGGUUGCAUCAAAACCGUUACAUGUGGCAAAAAUCACGAUUCCCCUAAACUAAACGACGUCGUUAAGCCCCUUUACACUAAACUCGCCUACGUUUUGGGCCUUCGUGUCUCUCCUUCUCACCGGAGGCAAGGGAUAGGGUUUAAGCUCGUGAAGAUGAUGGAAGAGUGGUUUAGGCAAAACGGUGCCGAAUAUUCGUACAUAGCAACUGAAAAUGAUAAUCAAGCUUCGGUUAAUCUUUUCACCGGGAAAUGCGGUUACUCCAAGUUCCGUACACCGUCGAUUUUGGUCAACCCGGUUUACGCGCACCGGAUCAACAUCUCACGGCGAGUCACUAUCAUCAAAUUAGACCCGAGCGAUGCAGAAUCCUUAUACCGACUCCGGUUCAGCACAACCGAGUUUUUCCCGCGGGAUAUUGAUUCGGUGCUGAAUAACAAACUCUCCCUCGGAACUUUUGUCGCUGUUCCACGUGGCAGCUGUUAUGGAUCCGGGUCUGGAUCAUGGCCCGGUUCGGCUAAAUUCCUCGGGUACCCGCCUGAGUCAUGGGCCGUGUUGAGCGUGUGGAACUGCAACGACUCGUUUCGGCUAGAGGUUCGUGGCGCGUCGGGAUUGAGGCGCGUGAUGGCUAAAACGACGCGCGUGGUUGAUAAAAUGUUGCCGUUUUUGAAACUCCCUUCGAUCCCAUCGGUUUUUAAACCGUUUGGGCUUCAUUUUAUGUACGGAAUCGGAGGAGAAGGCCAACACGCGGAGAAGAUGGUGAAAUCGCUGUGUGGUCACGCGCAUAACCUGGCGAAAGAAGGAGGUUGCGGUGUUGUGGCGACGGAAGUCGCCGGAGAAGAGCCGUUGCGGCGAGGAAUACCAUAUUGGAAAGUAUUAUCGUGCGAGGAGGAUCUUUGGUGUAUUAAACGGCUUGGGGAAGACUAUAGUGAUGGUGCUGUUGGUGACUGGACUCAAUCGCCACCUGGCGUUUCGAUUUUUGUGGACCCUAGAGAAUUUUAAAGUUUUUUAACUGUUGAUAAUAAUUUAGAAACUUAUUAUUAACCUUCAUCUCAUAGUAAUGGAUUUUUCUUGUAUAAGCUUUUUUUAUGUUUUAUAUAUCAUGAUGGGUCUUUUAGUUUUAGAAUUAGUCUUCUUCCUAGGUAAUCUUCUUUUUUUUGUUUGUGGGUGUUAAAUUAGUGGUAAGAGGCAAUAUCUUCUACUUUUGGGUUUGUGUCUUCUUGUCUUGUAAAUGGAUCUAGCUUUUUAAGAUACUUUUUCUCUGGCCAA
Eutrema salsugineum is the source of this 1667-nucleotide messenger RNA. RefSeq names its product probable N-acetyltransferase HLS1. Gene Ontology annotation, molecular function: acyltransferase activity, transferring groups other than amino-acyl groups. Bases 195 to 1400 code for a protein of 401 amino acids. The record is from RefSeq and is a predicted model, not a curated record. Lineage: Eukaryota; Viridiplantae; Streptophyta; Magnoliopsida; Brassicales; Brassicaceae. The transcript is spliced from 3 exons.